Cetraspora pellucida is the source of this 1857-nucleotide messenger RNA. NCBI's taxonomy places the organism in Eukaryota, Fungi, Glomeromycota, Glomeromycetes, Diversisporales, Gigasporaceae. The record is from the annotation of a GenBank genome assembly.
AUGCACGAUUUUCAAAAAAACAUACCAAAUAAUUCUUCUCUUACGAUAAUAAAAAACGGUUUUCAAUCAUCUCAAUCUGUCUCUCAACCACUACAAACUCAAACUCUUACUUUACUUCAAACGAACGGUACUUCUUCUCAACUAAACAUUUUGAACUUUUUUAACUCUAAAUCAUGUCAACCAUGUCAUGAUUGUUACUUUGACCAAACUAUUCCUUCCAAGACACAAUCACAACAACAACAAUCAUGGUUAACAAAUCAGUAUAAUUUAAAUUCUGUUACGAAUCAUGAUAAUAUCGGUUCAAAAGAUUUUGAUUUAUUCGAUAACUUCUCAAUACCACAAAAUGAACAAAACAAGAAGACCGAUUUUCAACUUGGUGAAUAUAUGCGUCAUGACAUUCAGAAUACAUCUUCCCCUCUUACUCCUUUGGAUUCUACCAAUCUUUGUGAUGUAGAAAAUGAUUCCUCUGAAAUGUAUUCGCUUGAUGAAACAAUAAUAACUACCGACAAUGUGGAUCAAAUACAUUGGUGUAAAAUCGUUGCUCCUAUCUUAUGGCAAGCUCCAAAUCCUGGUUUUAAAAAAUCUAAAUUUCUUGUAAGAACUUAUUUACUUUGUUUGCCUCAAGAUGUUAAAAGAUCCUUAAAACAAAAUAAUAUUCCCGUUCCUCCUGCUCCUCGUCGUUGUCUCCCGGCUUUUGAUUAUCCCUUUUUUCUUAAAAAAAUUACUGAUAAAUUCAUUAGUCGUCUUACCGAAGCUUGGUUAUUCAAAAAAUGGUCCGUUGAUAAAGUAAAAGCUACUUCUCAUUUAAAUCUUAUUUUUCAUAAUCUCUUUUUUUCAAGAGCUCAAAGAAUUACCUCUUUAACUUUUGAUGAUGAUGCCCCUUGGCCUUUUGUUGAUCAACCUUUAUCUUGUUUAAAAUAUUUAUCUUUUCUUAAAAUUUCUGCUUCAAAUCAUUCUGAUAAUAAUCCUAUUCCUUUUCUAAAUUCUCUUUUAAUUUCUUCUUGUUCAAGAAUCAAAAUAAUUGAAAUUGAUAUUGAUUCUAAAUAUCUCAAUUGUAAUGAUUCUAUUAUUAAAUUAAUCCUUUCUCAACAUGAUUUACAAAAAAUUUCUUUAAAUAAAUGUCAUCAAAUCCUUAAACCUUUAGCUCAUGUCUUAAAAUCUUCUCUUUCUUUAAAAUCUUUAAGGUUUAAUAGAGUUAAUUUUGACUCUUUUAAAGAAAUUUUUGAUGACAGUUUUAUUAAUUCUCUUAAAUCAAUCGAACUUAUAAUUUGUCAAAGAUUAGAUAAUAAGUUUUUUAAAAAUUUUCUUUGUAAAGCUCACAAUUUAUCCCAAUUCGAAUUUUGUGAUUAUAAUUCUAUUGAUCCUUAUAUUUUAGAUUUGAUUAUUAGUUUAUUAACUUUAAAUAAUAAUUUAAAAUGUCUUAUUUUAAGAAUUUCCGGUGAUUAUUCCGAUUAUUCGGAUUUAGUUGGAACUAUAAGCAAACAAUGUAAAAAUUUAGAAUACUUGGAAUUACCUCAAAUAAGAAAAUUCGAUAUUUUAACUAUUUUAACUUCUUGUCUUUAUUUAAAAUAUUUUUAUUUUAUAAUAGAUUUUUCUUUAGAUCGUUCUUUCUUUUUACAAAUUGCUAAACAAUUACCUAAAGAUCUUAAAAAUUUAAUCAUCACUGAAAGAGAAAAAAGACCCGCUUUUGAUAUUUUUACUUAUAAAUUAUUUUUUAAUUCUAUGAAUUCUAAAAAUUUAAAAACUUUAUAUACUUCUGGUGCUCUUUUGGAUCAUCCUUAUUCUCUUGAUUAUCAAAAAAUUUUUUUAGAUCAUAAUAUUAAAUGGAGUUAUGAGGAAAUUCCAAGAUUAUAUUAA